AUGGGGGUCAUCUUUUAUGGUCUUAAGCACUUGAGGCCCUUUUUCAGUCUGCUCGGUCUGGUUAAACGCAGCAUGGUCAUGGUCAACAAAGCUAUUCAGAAGUCUCCUCGAAUAGUCCAUUGGGUCCUCGGACGGCAUGAUAUCGACUCUCCUUGCAGCACCUUGACAGUCCUUGAUAAUCGUACGAAGAGGCGUUACGAAAUCCCCAUCAGGCGCAAUGCAGUCAGCGCCCUUGAGUUUCAAAAGAUCACUACUGCUCAUUGCGGCAUUGAAUCUGUCGGCCAAGUUGACUUCGGCUUGCGUGUCCUCGAUCCCGGCUACCGCAAUACCGCCUGCGUGGAAUCCAACAUCACCUUCGUCGACGGCAAGCGAGGCUACAUCCAACUUCGGGGUUACCCCAUAGAGUACCUUGUUGAGAAUCAUGACUACGAAGAGGUCAUACACCUCCUCAUCUGGGGCCGGCUACCCGACGCGGUAGAGAAGAAAGAACUUCAACGCAGGAUUGCUGCAGGUUGCGCUCCUCCCGAGCACGUCGUCCAGGUCAUCACCUCCUUCCCCAGAGACUCUUUGACUAGCACAAUGGUCAUGGCCGGUAUGGCCGCUUACGCUAGCUGUGACGAGGGAGCCGUUAGCACACUUCAGUCCGGCUGUCCGGCGUACUUGGGCCAACCCGACAAGGUUGAUGCCGCCCUCAUCAGCACUAUAUCCGCUCUCGCCACCGUCGUCGCUCUCACGUACUGCCACAAGCGCGGUAAAAGGCUCGCUCCUGUCGAUCCCGAGGCUUCAUUCACUGCCAAUGUCCUAGGGAUGAUGGGCUUUCAAGAAGGAAUGAGUGGCAAACCUGACGCGGAAAUGGUUCAGUGUUUCGAAAAGCUCUGGAUCCUCUACGCCGACCAAGAAAUGACCAACUCGACCUCUGCAUUCUUGCAUGCAGCCUCCACGCUGGUUGAUCCGUUGUCGUGCUGUAUCUCGGGAAUCGUCUCCGGAUACGGCCCGCUCCACGGCGGCGCCAUCGACCUCGCAUACAAGGCAUUCCAAGAUGUCAAAACACCCGAAAACGUUCCGGCGCUGAUUGCCGACGUCAAGGCCAAGAAGCAACGCCUUUUCGGGUACGGCCACCGGGUAUACAAGGUCGUCGACCCUCGCGCCAAGUUCAUCCGGGCCAUGAUUAACCAGUACAGGGACAAGGUCGAGUCGAACCCGCUGCUUUCGGUCGCGAUGGAGAUCGAUCGGGUCGCUAGCACCGACGAAUACUUCACGAGUCGCAGCCUCAAGGCCAACGCAGACCUCUACGGCUGCUUUCUGUACACUGCGUUUGGCUUCGAACCGGACAUCAUCGUAGCCAUGGCUAGCCUGUCGCGCAUCCCCGGCGUGCUUGCUCACUGGCGGGAGGCAAUGCUCGAGAAGGGCCCCUUGUUAUGGAGGCCGCAGCAGGUCUUCACCGGCGCUCUGGCCGACGAGUACUACUGCGCAACCCGCUGA
Colletotrichum graminicola M1.001 is the source of this 1482-nucleotide messenger RNA. Its product is annotated as citrate synthase. The record is from RefSeq and is a predicted model, not a curated record. Gene Ontology annotation, cellular component: mitochondrial matrix. NCBI's taxonomy places the organism in Eukaryota, Fungi, Ascomycota, Sordariomycetes, Glomerellales, Glomerellaceae. The transcript has a single exon. Gene Ontology annotation, biological process: tricarboxylic acid cycle; carbohydrate metabolic process. The coding region runs from base 1 to 1482 and encodes 493 amino acids.